UGGCGGUAGACUCCGGUACCAGUUCCCCGUACGGCCGCGUUCCUUUCCUCUCCGUGUUUCCUCUCUUCGCUUUUUUUCUCUCUCUCACUCUUUCUCUCUCUCUCUUCGUUCCUCCUGUUCCGCGCGGGUGUCUCGAUCCCUUCGAUUGCUUCUCCCUUCUUGAGGAAUUUUCGUGAUCUCUCGAGUCUUUGGAUAGUUUCGAGGAGAAGAAGGAGGAGGAGGAGGAGGAAGAGGAGGAGGAGAUCGAAGAGGAGACGUUCGGUUCUCGAAGAGCUGUGCGUGCCUCUGCGUGUCCACUACGAGUACGAGGACUGCUCACGAGGGGUUCUUUGGUGGAGAAAGAGGUGGCUAGCAGGUUGGGGAACACACGAAAUCGAUAGUGUCGUGGCAACGACGUUUCACACUGACCCUGUCUACCUGGCGAGCCGCUACGAGGCGGGAGUUGGGACGAGGCUUGGGAACAGGCCGAUCUCGAUCGUUUUCCCGCGCGGGAAAAAACGACUUCUCGCCCGGAAGUUUGGGGAGAGAGUGGUCGAAUCGUUUCGAGGGGGAGGAAGAUAGUUUUUUAAAAGAUUGGGAAAAGGAAGAAUCUGGGUGAAGGAUCGAGAGAAUCGCGUGAGUCGCGUUAUUCUGCGAUCAGAGCUGGACGAUCUACGGAACACGUGUGUGAAGUCAGUGUCAGAGGGGUGAAGGGACGUUCCGAGGGCCGAGUCUUUGUGAGGAUAGAUUUCAUCUGGUGAUCGUCUGAUAGGCAACGCAGCAGUUUUUCUUCUUGGCUUUACUUGGAAUAAUUGAUUAACGGAAUGAUGGCCAGGUGGAAUGGUAUUUUAAGCUGGAAAAGAUGUGCCGGAAGUUGUGCCCUGUUGGCGACUCUGUUCGUCGUUUCGCGGGCCGAGGAGGAGGAGAAGGUUGGCAUAUCGCAGACCGCGGCAAUGAAUUAUCUCUCUCAAUUUGGAUAUUUGCAACCUAUGAAUCCAACAAGUGGUGGAAUCAUAUCCGAGGAAACACUCUCUAAAGCAAUCUCGGAAUUUCAAGCUUUUGCCGGAUUGAAUAUAACAGGUGAUAUCGACGAAGAAACAUAUAAACUAAUGACAUUGCCAAGGUGUGGUGUUAAAGACAAAGUUGGUCCUGGCUUUGGAAGAUCGAAGCGAUACGCUCUUCAAGGUUCUAGAUGGCGUGUGAAGAAAUUGUCGUACAAGAUCAGCAAGUACCCGCGAAAUUUGCCACAACACAAAGUUGAUGCCGAGUUGAACAAGGCAUUCAAAGUGUGGUCGGAGUACACGGAUCUCGUUUUCGUCCAAAAGAAGUCAGGCCAGGUCCAUAUCGAAAUUAGAUUCGAGAAAGGCGAACACGGAGAUGGAGAUCCUUUCGAUGGACCUGGUGGCACUUUAGCUCACGCUUACUUCCCCGUAUACGGUGGCGAUGCUCACUUCGACGACGCAGAACAAUGGACCAUCGACAGUUUCCGUGGAACGAAUCUGUUUCAAGUAGCUGCUCACGAGUUUGGCCAUUCUCUCGGUCUGAGCCAUAGUGACGUUAAAUCUGCUUUAAUGGCACCCUUUUAUCGCGGCUAUGAACCUUAUUUCCGGUUAGACGAGGACGAUAUUCAGGGUAUCCAGGCUCUGUAUGGAACGAAAACGUCAAAUAACGGUGGAGUUCCGAGCGGGCCAAAACCAACUACCACUGCAUCGCCUAGCGAAGAGGACUCAGAGCUAUGCACGAAUUCAAAGGUCGAUACCAUGUUCAAUUCUGCGGAGGGACAUAUGUACGUGUUCAAGGGUGAUCGUUAUUGGAGAUUAACCUCAGAUGGUGUAGCAGUCGGCUAUCCCAAGCUCAUUUCGCACUCAUGGAAAGGAUUGCCAGGGAACAUAGACGCUGCGUUCACGUAUAAAAAUGGAAAGACUUACUUCUUCAAGGGUUCGAAAUACUGGAGAUACGUGGGCAAAAAAAUGGAUGGAGAUUAUCCGAAAGAAAUCAGCGAAGGUUUUACAGGAAUUCCGGAUAAUAUCGAUACUGUGACCGUUUGGACCGGAAAUGGCAAACUCUAUUUCUACAAAGGUAGCAAAUUCUGGAGGUUUGACCCAUCCCAGAAACCACCUGUGAAGAACACUUAUCCCAAACUGAUCUCGAAUUGGGAAGGGCUUCCCGAUAAUCUUGAUGCUUCGAUAGUCUAUCGUGGUUACACGUAUUUCUUCAAAGGAGAUGCUUAUUAUCGAUUCAACGAUAGGAUGUUUUCCGUGGACGUUGCUGAUCCAGCAUUCCCUAGGUCGACAGCUUACUGGUGGUUCGGAUGCAGAUCAGCCAACAAGGGAACGUUAGAAGACAACAAUCUGUAUUUUGAAUCGCACGGUUACGGGAAAAAGUGAACGGACAGGAAUGAAAACUUGUUCGUUCGAGGAAUCUCGUUGAAUCGUAAACUCGAGUUAGGAGGCAACAAAAUGGGACAAGAAAUUUUCAAGGCGAAAAUAUCAUAAAAAUCGAGACACAGAGAUCACGAGGGGAAACGUUAAGGAAAAAGCCGAUCUAAUGGCGUAACUAAUAAGUUCCAAACAACAGAAACGAUUGUUCAACUAGUGCUGUUUCACGCGAGAUAAAUCGUGUUAAGCGUGUUUGGUGCUGAAGUGAACCAUCCAUCAAUCAGCGACGAUUCUUUUAUAAUAUUGUACAUAUUUUUUCAAUGUCGACCCUCCUACGAUUUUUAAACAAUUCGACAGGCGAAACGGACGAGCAGUUAGUUACGUCUUCCAAUCAGGAUAUGGGCUCCGCGGCGGGAAACGUUUUCACAUCGUCAUCGAUAUUGUGGUAUCUUCCGCUCAAUUUGAUGACCUUAUUCAUCGCUAAGAUUGUUGCCACUACGUAAAAAAGAGAUGAAUUACUUGUUGGAGAUCGUAAAGCGUUGAUAUCAUCAACGAAGGUCCGAUAGAAAAUAUUUGAACGGACAAUUAAAACGGAAGGGAAGUGUGACCUCAAAGUGUAUCGCAGACAAAGGGAAACAGUGCCAAACAAAAAUGGCAAUGUGCUAAUCGACGCUCACGAAUUGUGGAUAGUAACUUUUUUUUUCCAAUAUCGAUGAACAAGUUAACAAUUUGAGAUUUUGUUCGUUGUUACUUUUAAUCUUUCACGAAACAAUCAUUCCAAUUGAAGCAAAUUAGGCAUUUAGUUUGAUAACAAAUAUUUGCUUCAUCCUAGUUAUUAAGUAUUCUCUGCAGCAUGUUUUAUAAGAUAUGAUUUUUACUUAACGAUUAUUAUGUUUCCUUGUUAAUCGAAUCGAUUUGAAAUAUCUUAAGGGACAUGCUGUAUAUAUGUAAAUUAAAAACAAGAACGUGUAAAAUAUGUUUAUACAUAAUAUUUUAUGUCGCAUGCAAUAUUGUGUCAUCAUACCUUUUACACUGCCUAUUUAUUCUUUAUUCGUACGUUGUGAUUUGUAUAAACAUUAAUGUUGAAGGCACUCAUUUUAUGUAUCUAUGCAGGACAUAUACUAGGUUUAAAACAGAACUGAAAUGUGCUGUAACAUGACAUAGUAAAUAAAAAUAACAGUCAAUUGAUUCGUUGACUGACAGUAUUAUGAA
This is a messenger RNA of Apis cerana (Asiatic honeybee), 3569 nucleotides long. RefSeq names its product Matrix metalloproteinase 1. Gene Ontology annotation, molecular function: metalloendopeptidase activity; zinc ion binding. Gene Ontology annotation, cellular component: extracellular matrix. NCBI's taxonomy places the organism in Eukaryota, Metazoa, Arthropoda, Insecta, Hymenoptera, Apidae. The record is from RefSeq and is a predicted model, not a curated record. Gene Ontology annotation, biological process: collagen catabolic process; proteolysis; extracellular matrix organization.